AUGGCCAGACUCAACAUCCCGAUCGACGUCCUUACGUCUCGCUUCAACAUCGGCGACCGUUUCUCGGGCCUGCGCAGCCAGUCUUUCGGUCAGCGCUUUGCAAAUAUCAAGCCAAUUUCCGAGUUCCUCGAUAUCAAGAGGCUUUCCAAGCCCAACAACUUCGCUGAGGUGCAGAGCCGAGUCAACUACAAUCUCACCUACUUCUCCAGCAACUAUGCCGUCGUCUUCGUCAUGCUCAGCAUUUAUAGUCUCAUCACAAACCCUUGGCUGUUGUUCGACAUCAUCUUCGUGACCUUCGGCAUGUGGUUCAUUGGUAAGCUGCAAGGCGGAGAUCUUGAGAUUGGCACUAUCAAAGCCACUACCUCACAGCUCUAUACUGGCCUGCUGUGCAUUGCUGUCCCUAUUGGCUUCUUUGCGUCGCCUUUCAGCACCAUUCUCUGGCUCAUCGGAGCCUCCGGCGUAACCAUCCUUGGCCACGCAGCUUGGGCUGCGCAGUCGUGGUCCGAAUACGAUGAUCGGUUCGAAGAACUCGAGACCGACGAUGACGGCUUACACGGCGUUGAAUUGGAUCAGGGCUAUGUCCCAAAAAGAUUUGCUUCGGAUGAAUUGCGUUUUACUGGAAUAGACAUGGGUGCAAGGUCAGGUGCCCGCAGAAGGCACCCAGAUUAUUACGACGAUGACUAUACUCCCUCAGACGAGGAAUAUGAUGGUUCUACAGGAUUGGUCCGGCGUAGCCAAGGUCAAUUGAUGCUACGGGAGAAGGAGGAAGCCCUAGUUGAGAGAGCUCAGGAGAGAAUCCGGCGUGCUCGGGCUCUCGGUAAGACCAACGUCAAGUUGAGUCGCGCAGAGAUUGAUGCUUUGGACCGAUUAGAACGGAGCCAGAAUCCACCGCCUACCCCUCCUAUACCGAUGCCUGCUCCGAAAGCGGCUCCCAAGGGUAAGAAGGCUGCUGCGCCCAAGCAAAAAGCCAUCGAGUCCAAGAAGACUGGGAAGAGCAGCAAAUCUGGCAGCAAUUCCCCCAAACCCAAGUCAAAAGAGUCAAGAAGCCGAGGCCAGAGCGUCGCAUCUACACGUUCCAAAGGCAGUGCCAAGGAGGAGGCACUAGUACCCUACCCUGUCUCCCCUGACGAGCAGUAUGCCUAUCCACCGUGGUACGGUCGUCCUGGUGGACCAAACUCUCUGCAUCAAGAAGCUCGCGCUGGCUCAGCGUCCAGAAUGCCUCAACGUGAGCCUAUGCCGCCGAUGCCCUACUAUCACGCCUACAACUCGCACCCAGACGUCAUCUACGGCCCUCGACCUGGAUCCAACAGCUCAUAUGCCUCUCGACCUGAUCCAGCCGACCCUGAUUGGGAGCCCCGAGCCCGCUCUGCUUCGAGUCUGGUUAAUUUCCCACUCGACCAGCUCCCGCAGCAAGCAGUUGCUGGCACAGGGCGUGCACCACGCUUUGAUCCCGCCGAUCCUCGAUACGCCUCUCCACCUACUCGACGCGUCGUUUCCGGACCGCCUCGCGGCAGGCCAGAUGAGCUCUUCCUGCCCGAUGACCAAGAAGUCAUGCAAUAUCUCACCGAAUCAACUACCAACGAUGAGGCCCGCAGUACCUCCGAUUCGGAUGACAGCAGUCAGGGCGUGCAGGUCAAUGUUGAGGAGCGAGCAGGUGGUCAGUAUGCGAUACAGACGCGAGCGGCAGCACAGAAACGGAUUGGUAGCGGUCCGAGCAAGGGAGCUGCGAAAAAGCGAAAGUAG
This is a messenger RNA of Cyphellophora europaea CBS 101466, 1743 nucleotides long. RefSeq lists its product as uncharacterized. NCBI's taxonomy places the organism in Eukaryota, Fungi, Ascomycota, Eurotiomycetes, Chaetothyriales, Cyphellophoraceae. The record is from RefSeq and is a predicted model, not a curated record. The coding region runs from base 1 to 1743 and encodes 580 amino acids. Gene Ontology annotation, cellular component: Golgi apparatus. The transcript is spliced from 2 exons.